This is a messenger RNA of Liolophura sinensis, 549 nucleotides long. Its product is annotated as gremlin-1-like. The transcript has a single exon. The coding region runs from base 1 to 549 and encodes 182 amino acids. The record is from RefSeq and is a predicted model, not a curated record. Gene Ontology annotation, molecular function: BMP binding; receptor ligand activity. NCBI's taxonomy places the organism in Eukaryota, Metazoa, Mollusca, Polyplacophora, Chitonida, Chitonidae. Gene Ontology annotation, biological process: animal organ morphogenesis.
AUGCAUCGGAUUGUCAUGCUGGCAUUUCGGCUGUCACUUCUGGUCAAUCUCGUGUUGCUAACAAUUGCUGGUGUUUCGAGAGGAAACAGACGGUACCCAUGGAGUGCCAUUGCCAAAGUGAUCGGUGCUGGGCGACAUCGCAAACCCCAACACAGAGGCAUUCCGUUACUGGAACAGCCAAAUCUGAGCUCUGAUCGGACCAGUAAGGAUACAGGACAAAAAGAGAGACAAGAAGCAUUCGCCAUCACCAAGAAAUCUCAUUUAAAGAAAGACUGGUGCAAAACAGAGCCUUUUAAAUACACCAUCAGAGAACGCGGCUGUUUGGCUAAAACCAUCAUGAAUAGGUUUUGCUAUGGCCAGUGUAACUCUUUCUUUAUUCCAAAUAUGGACAGGCCUUCGCGCGGGCCGGCAGCAUUUCAAACAUGCUCGUUUUGUGCUCCAAAGAAAACAGUGCGAUUGCGGUUGUUACUAAGAUGUCCUGGUCGACCUUCAGGAGUGAAACGGAAACGGAUCGCCUGGGUGAGGGAGUGCCAGUGUAUGGUGAAGUGA